UCGAGUCCCCGCCCAGAAGAGGAGUUUUCCCAAAACCCAGCGCGGCAGGCCGCAGCCGCGCUAAGAUGGCGACUCCCAUGCAUCGGCUCAUAGCCAGGAGACAAGCCGAAGCAAAUAAGCAACAUGUAAGGUGUCAGAAAUGCUUGGAAUUUGGACAUUGGACUUAUGAAUGCACGGGAAAAAGAAAAUACCUACAUAGGCCUUCAAGAACAGCAGAACUAAAGAAAGCUUUAAAAGAAAAAGAAAACAGAUUAUUACAACAAAGCCUUGAAGAAGCUAAUGUAGAAAGAAAGACCAAGAAAAAAAGGUCUAAGAGCGUAACCAGUUCCAGUAGCAGCAGCAGUGACAGUUCAGCCAGUGAUUCGUCAUCAGAUAGUGAAGGAACGUCUUCCUCCUCCUCCUCCUCCUCUGAGGACAGUGACACUGAUGAAAGUUCCUCCAGUUCAUCAUCCUCAGCCUCCUCCACAAGCUCAUCCUCCUCGUCCGAUUCCGACUCAGAUUCCAGCUCUUCCAGCACCAGCAGCGCCAGCACCGAGAGCAGCUCCGAGGAGGAACCCCCAAAGAAGAAGAAGAUGAAGUAGAAUCGCUGCACCCAUGCUGGACUGAUGGACCGAAAACUUCCCUCUGAUUCUCAGAAGGGAACUUAGGCUAUGUCAGAGCCAAGGAGGUUAACUGGCCAAAAUUUGGAGAGCUCAAAAGUUUCUAAAUGUUUUACAUUGUAAGAGCAUAAAAGUAUUCAUAAAUGGAUUAUAUAUAGAUAUAUACUUUUUUAUUUUAAGAGUGAAUCUUGUUUUUCUUUUUUAUCUUUAAAAUAUAUCAUAAUCUUUCAUCAAAAGCUAAAAUCCAGUAAAUCUUUUUUUUGUGAUAAAGCUUAUCUAUUCUCCCUCUGAAGUAAAUGCUGUACUUUGUUAUGUUAGUGUUACAUAUGACGCAUAUUUUAGGACAAUGCAUCAGAUUAUCUGGCAGUGAGUUCCUAAUGCUUUCAUCUGUAUGUUGUUAUGUACAUUGUUAUUAUAAGCUUAGGAGUUUUCCUACUGUUAAUAAAUGUGCUCUAUUUUUA
This is a messenger RNA of Artibeus jamaicensis (Jamaican fruit-eating bat), 1060 nucleotides long. It is a transcript of the gene ZCCHC10, whose product is annotated as zinc finger CCHC-type containing 10. The record is from RefSeq and is a predicted model, not a curated record. Lineage: Eukaryota; Metazoa; Chordata; Mammalia; Chiroptera; Phyllostomidae. The coding region runs from base 66 to 581 and encodes 171 amino acids. The transcript is spliced from 4 exons. Gene Ontology annotation, molecular function: nucleic acid binding; zinc ion binding.